Molecule: messenger RNA, 699 nt
Organism: Thecamonas trahens ATCC 50062
Lineage: Eukaryota; Apusomonadida; Apusomonadidae
Exons: 1
Coding region: 1-699 (232 amino acids)
Source: RefSeq, a predicted model, not a curated record
AUGCGGACGUUCUCGAGCGUGGCAGACGUGGCUAGCGCCAGGGGCACAACGCGUCUUCGCCCGAUGCAGUUUGAUCCACCUGCGCCUGUAGCCCACCACGGGCUUGGCAUCUCCUCGGACAGUGAUACGUUUGGAGAGUCGGACGAGACGGAGGCGAACGGCGAAGCAGAUUCUGCUGCUGCUGUGGAGUCCGACAGCGAGCUCGCUUUGUCGUCUGCAGACAUCAGUGUCUCCAGCGCUGUUGAGCACAAUGGUGACGGGUUCGAUAUCCCCGACGUCCCCGACGUCCGCGACGUCCCCGAUGACCCCGACGUCCCUGACGUCUUUGAUGAUGACUCGCAUCUGCCGAUCCAGACGGACUCGAUGGAUGAGGCAAUGCCUGAGGUCGGAAACGACAGUCCUAGUGACGACGACAAUCCUAGUGACGACGACAAUCCUAGUGACGACAACAAUCCUAACGGCGACAACAAUCCUAACGGCGACAACAAUCCUAACGGCGACGAUGAGGUGAGUGACGUCGGCGACACUGGCGACGUCGGCGACACUAGCGACGUCGACGACUCUGCGCCCCCUCCUGACUUUGCGAUGCUCGAGGAGAACGGUACAACCGACACGCCUGGACUGCCUGCACACCCGAUUGACGACGACACGAGCAGCAUGAGCGAAGCGAGUAGGGCUGAUGCCAAGUCGGCUAUAUAA